Molecule: messenger RNA, 1178 nt
Organism: Aspergillus ibericus CBS 121593
Lineage: Eukaryota; Fungi; Ascomycota; Eurotiomycetes; Eurotiales; Aspergillaceae
Exons: 5
Coding region: 87-1115 (342 amino acids)
Source: RefSeq, a predicted model, not a curated record
GACAGAUAUGCGGACGACCUCUUUCCUUGCAUACUUUCAGUUCAGAAACCUUGGAUGUAAAGUUGUCCGUCCCUCUGUUAUCAGCAAUGGAGUCCAUCUCACCCGCCCAGCAUGCGGCGCUUCUUCAGAGUCCAGCCGCGACUCCCCCACCAGGGGUCGAAUCCAACCUGAUCAAUCCCCCUAACCAACGGGCCGUGUCUAUCUUUGUGAUCCUGUUCCUGGGGAUUCUGACCUCAUUGGCCCUGACGAUUCGACUGUACACGCGGGUAGUUCUCCUCCAUCGGAUGAAACUAGUAGAUUAUUCCCUCCUGCUCAGCUGGGCCUCCUUCAUCGCCUACCUAAUCAGCGCCUGGCUCGCUGGCAGCAUCGCCCCACUCGUCGAUCAAUGGAAUCUCCGCAACCAGGACUACAUCACCCUCCUCUUCUACUUCUACCUCGCCCACGCCCUCUACGGCAUCAGCAUGCUCUUCAUCAAACUCUCCCUCCUCCUCAACAUCCUCGAACUCUUCACCCCGCUGCACCAAAAAACCACCCUCUACAAAGCCUGCCACCUCAUCAUCUGGACCAACAGCACCUUCUACCUCCUCUUCAUCAUCCUGCAACUCUUCUCCUGCCACCCCGUCUCGAAAAGCUGGGACAUUCUCAUCCCGCACGGCGUCUGUCUCAACACCGAAGUUAUCGAUCUUGUGGCGGGGGCUAUCAACACCACCUCGGACUUGAUCAUCUUCACGCUCCCGCAGAUCCGCAUUUGGGGACUGCAGAUGAAUUUGAGGAAGAAACUCGCCGUGUCGGGGUUAUUCUCUCUAGGAUUAUUAGCCUGCGCGGCCUCCAUCCUCCGCCUCAUCCACUCCAUCUGGGUCCUGGUCAGCGCGAAUAAAUCCUACUACGAGUAUUUCUGCGUGUUGUGGAUGAUGGGCGAAAUGGGGUUCGGGAUUAUGGUGGGGUGUUUUCCGCUGUUGCCGAGGUUUGUGAGACAUGUGAGAGAAACUAUCUUUGCUUUGAAGAGGCGGGGUGUGCUUGAUGGUGGGGAUGUUCGUGUGGGUGGCAAGGGGGAUGUGGCUGGGGAGCAGGAUAUGGAGAUCUUGUUGGUGUCGGUGGGGAAGGAUCGGGGGUAGGUCUAUAAUUACUGCUCAUUUUAUUUAGGAGUUUGGUAGUUAUCUUAGAUGUCUAGAUGGUUC